This is a messenger RNA of Epinephelus fuscoguttatus (brown-marbled grouper), 2688 nucleotides long. It is a transcript of the gene prmt1, whose product is annotated as protein arginine methyltransferase 1. The record is from RefSeq and is a predicted model, not a curated record. Gene Ontology annotation, cellular component: nucleus. Lineage: Eukaryota; Metazoa; Chordata; Actinopteri; Perciformes; Serranidae. The transcript has 10 exons. The coding region runs from base 69 to 1115 and encodes 348 amino acids. Gene Ontology annotation, molecular function: protein-arginine N-methyltransferase activity.
ACCCUGUCUGUCGUGGGCGGGGCCAAUGAAAACGUUGUCAAGCUAACGCAGCGAGGCAGAAGAUCGAAAUGGCGGCGCCAGCAGAGAGGAUGGAGGUUUCUCAGGGGGAGAGCUCAGCCAAGCCUGCAGCUGAGGAUAUGACGUCAAAGGACUACUACUUUGACUCAUAUGCCCACUUUGGCAUCCACGAGGAGAUGCUGAAAGAUGAGGUUCGCACUUUGACCUAUCGCAAUUCCAUGUUCCACAACAAACAUCUGUUUAAGGACAAGGUGGUGCUGGAUGUGGGCAGCGGGACAGGCAUCCUCUGCAUGUUUGCUGCCAAAGCUGGAGCCAAGAAGGUUAUAGGGAUAGAGUGUAGCAGCAUCUCAGACUACGCAGUGAAAAUCGUCAAGGCCAACAAGAUGGACGAUGUUGUGACCAUCAUUAAAGGAAAAGUGGAGGAGGUGGAGCUGCCUGUGGACGGAGUAGACAUCAUCAUAUCAGAAUGGAUGGGCUACUGCCUCUUCUAUGAGUCCAUGCUUAAUACAGUCAUCUAUGCCAGAGACAAAUGGCUGAAGCCAGACGGACUCAUUUUCCCAGACAGGGCGACCCUUUAUGUCACUGCCAUCGAAGACAGGCAGUACAAGGACUACAAAAUACACUGGUGGGAGAAUGUGUAUGGUUUUGAUAUGUCGUGCAUCAAGGAGGUGGCAAUUAAGGAACCCCUGGUUGACGUGGUGGAUCCAAAGCAGCUGGUCAGCAGCGCCUGUCUCAUCAAGGAAGUGGACAUCUACACAGUGAAGGCAGAUGACCUGACCUUCACCUCACCAUUCUGCCUGCAGGUGAAGAGGAACGACUACAUUCAUGCUUUGGUCACCUACUUCAACAUAGAGUUCACCCGCUGUCACAAGAGGACCGGCUUUUCCACCAGCCCAGAGUCUCCCUACACCCACUGGAAGCAGACUGUCUUCUACCUGGAUGAUUACCUGACUGUCAAGACUGGCGAGGAGAUCUUUGGCACAAUCAGCAUGAAGCCAAACAUCAAGAACAAUAGGGACCUGGACUUCACCGUAGACAUUGACUUCAAGGGUCAGCUGUGCGAGAUGUCCAAGACCUCUGAGUACAGGAUGCGUUAAGUCCCUUAGUCCCCUCCUGUGUUAGUUUGUCUUUAGUAGAUGACAGAUUAAACUGUUUGACUCAGUCUGUACAAUAAUUCAACGCUCCCCAUGCAGCAACAUUUUAAUAACUGUAUUUUUUUUUUUUUCUUGUCAUUUUCUUGUCCAAACCUCAACAGUAUUUAAAAGGUUUUCACAUCCUUGGGGUCAAAGUGCAUUGGCGUGGUGUUUCAUUGUGCAGUAGUCACUCAACAAAUGGCGUGCAUUUGACAUGUACCUAGUGUUUGUAUCCAACAUUUUGGGUUUUGCUCUGGGGUUCUUGUCCUUUUGCAUGCGCGAGAUCCAUAUAGACACCAACACAACAGCCCCGCUGACAUGUCUGCAUUACAGUAUUACUGUUCAGUCACGUUGGCCCUCUGUAUGGUCAUUACAUGACCACCUCUUUGGUUCUGUUGAAGCUGCAUGUGGGUUUUGGGAUUCUAUAAAGUCAAGAACCCCUGCCUCUUCCUCUUAUGUUCCAGUGAUUUGAAACCAUGUGUAACUGACAAGGAAACUGUCCACCUAACACCUUUAGGUCCUGUUCAAACCAAAAAAAUAACAAUGUUUAAAACAGAAUAAAUAUAUAAAGGUGUGGUGCUGGUGUGAAUGAAGUGCUCCAGGUUCCAGUGAGAUGACAUUUCACAAGGCUUAUCAGGACUUUGAGGCACAGCAUGCUCUGCAGUUAAGAAAUUUUGUCCCAAUCUACAUACUAAUUCUACAUAGCUUGUACUACGUAGCAGUUGUCAUACUGCUUUAGCAGCCAAACAAAGUAUCCAGAUACUAUUUAAACAGGAAUAUGUAUGUUGGAUGUAAAUCAAUCCACAGUUUUGUAAAGCCACUGCCAUGUAAACUUCAGAGACAUCAAAAUGUGUUCCUAAGUUUUAAUACAUACUUUUUUUUUUCCAUUUUUACGAGCCAUCUAAUUACCAUCCACAAUUCAUUAAGUUCUUCAGCUAUGAGCAGCCUCUCCAUUUCCUUUGGGGGCAGACAGUGCAUCAACAGCACACUUAAAAAUGAACUGCAUUUAGUGUGAAUACUGUGGUUUGGCUUGAACUUAUUUUGCAACGUAUCCAUUGUGAACUCAUUACAUACUACUGCUUAGAAUCAGUAUUAGUAUUUGGGGAAGGAUGCUGUACACAUGCAUGGUUGUUUUCAACUAUAACCAGAAGCGGGCUGCUCCAAACCUGUAACCGUUUGAUAUUGGGCUGAUGUCAUUUGUGAUAGUGGGGUUGCAGCAGUACCAGCUAUCCUCCCUUAUUUGGCUUUGAUCAGAAUACACCCUAUUGAGAAAACUACCCUUGAGCAUCUUGAAGUGUUGAUUACUGCUGCACCUGAGUUAAAAGAUGGCCUGGUUCCAGCUGGCUCCACAGGUGUCCUGGAGCCCAUAUUUUUGUCUUGAUACAACGUGUCUGAGGCUGCUUGUGUCAACCUGAACAGUAGUAACAUUGUUGGCACUGUGCAGAGACUGCUCUGACUCAUGUCAUCACACUUAGAUUUUUCUCUUUUGUAUUUUUUUUUUGCUGCUUUUUUAAAUAAAAUAAAAUUAAUAAACAUA